Molecule: messenger RNA, 681 nt
Organism: Pieris macdunnoughi
Lineage: Eukaryota; Metazoa; Arthropoda; Insecta; Lepidoptera; Pieridae
Source: the annotation of a GenBank genome assembly
AUGGCCAAAUUGAAAGAAAGGUGUUACACAGCAGAAUUGCUGCAUGGAAUGUAUUCAGAUGACGUGAAUUAUGCGUACAUUUCAUUUAUGUAUCCAAUUCUCACUGAAAUUAACAGAGUGAAUAAAUUAUUUGAAUCCAAAGAUGCAGAUCAUACAAAACUGUACGACGAAUUGACAAAUUUGGUUGAUUCAUUUGUUACCAAAAUAGUACUGCCGACCCAGAAGGUAGACGUUUUUACGCAAAACAUUAAAGAUUUUGUUGAUAAGAAAUGUUAUUUGGGGUACAGAUUCGAAUCUUUUGUGUCAACGAUGAGAGAAAAAGGACUUCCACGGAAUGAAGAAGAAAUGAUACGUAAUAGGUGCAUCCAGUUUAUUGUGCAGUUGGUUAAUGAACUGAAAAACAGAUUGCCCGAAAACUUAAAACUCAUGAAAAAUAUGAAAAGAAUUAGUGUAGAUUGUGCACUGUCUCACAAUAAAGAGCCGAUCACUGACCUGAUCUUACAUUUUAAUAAAAAUCAAGAAUACAUAGCGAAAGUUGACGAGCAGUGGCGUCAAAUCCAUUUACUCAAAUGGAUAAAUACAAAAAAUACCAAGGAAUUUUGGUACGAGGUGCUGGAUUUCGAAGACAUUGCAGGAGAAAACCGAUUUGAAGAUUUAGCCACGUUUGCUAUAUCUAGCUAG